AAAAAACUCACCAUUCAAUAUGUGUCUUUGUAAUAAUCCACAGUGAAGAGCCAAACAUUGUUGAAAAUGAUCAGUCUCUCACUGUUACUGUGCUGCCUCUUUUGUUUGCCAUUCAGUUGCUCUGCUCAGGACUGUUUGAACCACUCAACUUUCAGAGCUCCCUCAAACUCGGACAUCAAUGUGAAAUGUGGCUCUCAAAUGGUGGAGUUGACUAUUUUACUUUGCCCUGUCUACUUUUCUGGGUAUAAUGAGUCUACAAUGGUACUCAAUGGUCAACAACGCAGUUUGUUAUGCCCAUGGUUUGCGGAUUGGUCCAUGGAUCCACCUGUUCUAAAGUACAACUUGUCCAUAGCUGACAUCACAAGCUGUGGUGGCACCUCAGUGAUAAAAGAAGAGGUGGGUUCCGGGAUUUUUUCUGAAUACUCCAAAGUGGAAUACAUAUAUCUGACUGGAAUCAUCACCUCAAUGGACAUCUUUGACGGAACCAUAACCUACAAACAGGAACUGAAGUACAUCUAUUCCUGCCAAUACCCCUUACAGUACAUGAUCAACAACACUCAAAUGAACGUGACAGGAAUAAGUAUUGCAGUAAAGGACAACAAUGGAUCCUUCAUCAGCACUCUGAGCAUUCAACUUUAUGAGAGCCGAAACUAUGUGAGUAAGCUGAUUAUUCCAACAAGUGGCUUACAGCUGAAAAAAAGAAUUUUUGUUGAAGUAAAAGCAACAAAUCUGACUGACAGGUUUAAUGUUUUGCUGGAUCGCUGCUUUGCCUCUACCCAGUCCUUUCCUCGUAACAGUUCCUAUUAUGAUCUCUUUGUUGGCUGCAGCAAGGAUGGACAGACAGUGAUAGAAAUCAAUGGUCAACAACAGGUGGCCCGCUUUUCAUUUGAGGCCUUCCGAUUCAUGGAGCACAAAAACCUCACUGUUUCCACCUUCUACCUGCACUGCAUCACCAGACUUUGCGAAAAGUCAGCUUGCAGUUUAUUCCGACAGAACUGCACAGCAAAGCGCCGGAGGAGAGAAGUAGAUCCAGCUCAGACAGGAACUCUCACUGAUACUGCAACCGUGAGCUCAGGUCCAAUCUACACCAUGGUGGAAAGCGUUAUUCCCGCAAGUGUCUCUUCAAAAGCUGCACCAGAAGUGGAGCUGAACAGCAUUGCCGCUGGAUUGGGCACUGUGGUCUUAAUUCUGACAGCAAUCUGCAUUGGACUAAUUGUCUUCAUGUUCCUCUAUAAUCGUCGAUCAGGAAAGAAAGCGUUGCCAUGAUACAGAGGGCCUCGUUCAUGAAACGUUCAUAGAUGAGAGUGAAAAUAUGAGUGUAAGAAUGAUUUCAUUCCAGGGUUAUCAGACACACAUUGAUUAUUGAAACUCAUUAUAUCAUGUACCUGAUAUAAUAAACCUCACUGAAUUAUAGGCUAGGUUUGUAGGCAGAUCUCUAGAGCAAUUAAUAUACAAUUACUGUACAUCUGAAAGCCAAUUUAUACAUUGAGGAUGCUCCUUUAAAGCUGAAUUUACCAUGAAAGACAAUGGAAGGCAUGGAAAUUUCACACAGUUUGAUUUGUAGGUUUGUAUUAAAAAGAUGAAGUUUUGGAAAAUGAUUUUUUUAGCAGUGCCAUGUUAUGUGGAAGUAAAUAGUGGAAUAAGUACGUCUUUCCCAAAUGUCUGUUUAAUAUUUUGGCCGAGAAGCUACACCGUUUGGGUUAUAAACUGCAAGGUUACAAGUUC
Erpetoichthys calabaricus (reedfish) is the source of this 1725-nucleotide messenger RNA. RefSeq names its product zona pellucida-like domain-containing protein 1. The transcript is spliced from 11 exons. NCBI's taxonomy places the organism in Eukaryota, Metazoa, Chordata, Cladistia, Polypteriformes, Polypteridae. The record is from RefSeq and is a predicted model, not a curated record. Gene Ontology annotation, cellular component: cell surface. Bases 67 to 1266 code for a protein of 399 amino acids.